AUGACUGAGCAGCUCCCCCCGUAUACUACUCUUCCCCAACCAGAGCCCGAACCACCACAGUAUACUCUUCCAGAGACGUUCGGUAUCGGACGGCAUAGUACCCAGCACCUCGUCCGCCCAGACCAGCUCAAGGCCCAUCUUCAACUCCUGGCAGCGUUCAGCCAACUUAAGCAGCGCGUCGUCGCCAGCGAGAGCCUUAUCGCAGGAUUAGAGUCGGACAGUGAGAAACGUUGGGUAUGGUUCGUCAAUUUGGCUGUUGAACGGUUUGAGAGAUGGUGCUUGACAAUUAAGCAAUCUGAUACAGUGGAGCAACACUUGCCUCCCAUUGAUGUGACUAUGGUAUGGCACGCUUAUCUUCUGAAUCCGAGGCAAGCGCAUUCUUCCUGGUAUGCGGAAGACACCGCGCGGAUCUCCAAGCUCAAACCUCUUGUUCAUUUCACUGAUUACUUUUCCAAGCUUCUCGCUAACCCCGAUCUGCUAACCACUGACGCACCAGAGCAUGAACGGGUCUCUGCUUGGGAGCGCCGUACUAAAUCGCCCUAUGACCCAUUUGCAUCUGCCGCGGAUCUCACGCACAAAUCUAUCGAGUGCCCUUACUGUGGUCGCACUGUUCUUUCACCGUUCCUGAAACUUAACGGGAAAGGAUACGCCCAGAGCAACUUUAGCAUUGACUGUGAAUGUGCUCGCCGGAUUACCAAAGACCUUCUCGGCCUGUACAAGUUCGCGAAAAACAUAGUCGAGCCAACAGCGCCGGAGAAAUAUUUGGCUGGAACCCUUCAUACACCACGUAGCAUGCACGAUACUGCGCGCGGAUACAUGAUCAAGAGCCGCAUCCUCAGCUCCUACAUCCUUUUCAAGAAGAACGAGGAAAGUGAUCCCGCGCGUCAGGUCUUGACAAACGUUCAGCAUGACACUGCACGCAUGCGUACCGUGCUGAGCAAGCAUUUGAGGCCAAGACUGUUGAACAAGAUCAUGGGGGCCUACACGGAUGACAGGGUAUUUUCACUCGAUUUGGUUGGCGCUGUCCUCCGGCAAGCCUCAUUUGUAAAGAAGAUGGUCGACCUCGGGUGGACCGAACCAGAAUAUUUCGCCAACGAGGUGGAUGCAGUGGCACUGCAACAUUGCGUAGCUCGCUAUCAUGCAUUUUUGAACCUCAUGGCAGAAUCGCCUGCAUCGUUCUUUGUGCCUACACUCGACAUUGACCUCGGGUGGCACACUCAUCAGCUCAUGGCGACUCAGUAUCAGAAGGACUGCCUUUUGCUCGUAGGACGAUAUGUUGAUCACGAUGAUAAAGUGGAAGAAGGUCAACUCGCGACCUCCUUCGACCUCACUUGUCGAGCUUGGAACAACUGCUAUCACGUCCCUUACAUGCACUGCGGGUGUCCACUCCCAGGCGACACAAUCGGCCAAAAGCUCCGACGUAUUCUCUCC
This is a messenger RNA of Suillus clintonianus, 1431 nucleotides long. RefSeq lists its product as uncharacterized. The annotation marks the transcript as partial. The record is from RefSeq and is a predicted model, not a curated record. The transcript is spliced from 11 exons. Lineage: Eukaryota; Fungi; Basidiomycota; Agaricomycetes; Boletales; Suillaceae.